Lycium barbarum (goji berry) is the source of this 2244-nucleotide messenger RNA. RefSeq lists its product as uncharacterized. The transcript has 5 exons. The coding region runs from base 1 to 2244 and encodes 747 amino acids. The record is from RefSeq and is a predicted model, not a curated record. NCBI's taxonomy places the organism in Eukaryota, Viridiplantae, Streptophyta, Magnoliopsida, Solanales, Solanaceae.
AUGGUGGGUGGAGAUUUUAAUGUGAUUCUAUCAGAGGAAGAGAAGUUGGGUGGACUGCCAGGAGUCCUUUCACAUGGAAGAGCAGCUGAACAUUGCAUUUUCAAAAGGUUGGAUAGGGUGUUAGCAAAUCAGGCUUUUCAAGAUCUUUUCCCUCAGAAUGAGGUGGAGCAUCUUACCAAAAGUGGAUCAGAUCGUGCCCCUUUGGUUCUAUCUUGUGGUGAGGAGGUAACUGGUUAUAUUAAACCUUUCAGAUUCCUAAACUUUUGGAUACAACAUGCCUCUUUCAAAGAAGUAGUUUCACAGAAUUGGAAGACUGAUUUUAUGGGAUCUCCCUAUUUGGCUUUUAAACAUAAGCUGAAAAAUCUUAAAGGUGCUCUGGCUAAAUGGAGUAGAGAGACCUGUGGGAACAUUUUUGAACAACUUAUUAUCAGGGAGGAGGUUGUAAAGGUGAAGGAACAAUUUUUUGAAGAACAACCAAGUAUCAUAAACAGGAUUGUUCUUCAAAAGGCUCAAGCAGAAUUGAAGAAAUAUCUCCACUUGGAGGAGCAAUACUGGAAACAAAAAGCUGGAUUUUCAUGGUUCACAGAGGGAGAUAAAAAUACCAAUUUCUUUCAUAAUUAUGUAACUGGUCAAAGAAGGAAACUUCAACUGAAUAGAAUUCAGGAUGGUUCUGGGAAUUGGCUUGAAACUAGAGAGGAGAUUUUAGAGGAAGCAAUUAGCUUUUUAAGAAAACACUUUUGUUCAUAUCCAACUAAGGAGGAAGUCAAAAAGGCAGUAAGUGAAUUAAAUGGAGACAGUUCUAGCGGACCAGAUGGUUUUGCAGGGGUGUUCUAUCAGCAAUGUUGGGAUAUAUUAGGGGAUGAUGUGUAUGCUAUUGUACUUGCUUUCUUUGAUGGAGCAGUUUUGCCAAAAUCCAUCACACAUACAAACUUGGAGAUAGUUUCAGAUAUCAGACUGAGAGAUAAACCUGCUAAUGUGAUAUUGAAACUGGAAAUGGCUAAAGCAUAUGAUAGAGUUUCAUGGAAAUAUCUUAUGCAUGUGCUAAGGAAUAUGGGUUUUGCGGAACACUUUAUCACUCUUAUUUGGAGACUGGUAGCUAACAAUUGGUACUCUAUUUUAUUGAAUGGUCAGGCUACUGAGGUACUGUCAAGGGCAUUGAAUUCUCUUUUUGAAGAUAGGAAUUAUAUAGGGUAUGGGAUGCCUAAAUGGACCAAUCCAUUGAAUCAUCUAGCAUAUGCUGAUGAUACUAUUAUAUUUGCAUCUGCUGAUAUAGAAUCCCUGCAGAGCAUAAUGGGGGUGUUGAGGAUGUAUGAACAGUCAUCUGGCCAGCUUGUAAACAGGGCUAAAAGUUUCUAUUAUAUGUAUGCUAAAAUUGGCAAUGACCUGGUGCAAUCAGUUGGCACUAUAACAGGAUUCCCUAGGGGUCAAUUUCCUUUUACUUAUCUGGGUUGCCCUAUUACCCAUUCAAGAAAGAAAAAGGUAUUUUAUGCAGAAUUGAUCAAGAAGGUAAAGAGUAAAAUUCUGUUAUGGAAAGGGAAAUUACUAUCUUUUGGAGGAAAAGCUACUCUUAUCAAAAGUGUAUUGCAGAGUAUACCAAUUCACCUUCUCUCAGUUGUAGUCCCUCUUAAGUGUGUUAUUCAUGAACUUCACAAGAUCUUUGCUAAAUAUUUCUGGAGUAAUAAAGAGGACGCAAAGAGUAGACAUUGGUCUGCUUGGCGAAAUAUUUGCAUUCCAACUCAGGAGGGAGUUUUGGGAUUUAAAUCCCUAUUUGAUGUUUCAAAGGCUCUGUUUGCUAAAUUAUGGUGGAGAUUCAGAACAACAAGUACUUUAUGGUAUAAUUAUAUGUGGAAUAAAUAUUGUAAGAAAGUUAUCCCCAGACUGGUAAUAUGGAAAGAAGGAUCCCAGGUUUGGAAAAAAAUGCUAGAAGCUAGAGAUGCAGUGGAGCAUGAAAUAUGGUGGGAAAUAAAAGCAGGUUCAGUUAAUGUGUGGCAUGAGAAUUGGACAAAAAUAGAAGCUUUAUAUCAUGUGGUCCUAGAUGAUUUCCCUAUCAAUGAGGAGAUGGAAGAGGUGGCUGAACUUAUUGAGGAAGGAAGAUGGAAAGAUGAGGUUUUAAUUCAGAAUUUCCCUUUAGACAUUGUGGACCACAUCAAAUCAGAAUUUCACAUUGAUCAUCUCCAUGGUUAUUGGGACAAACCCGGGUGGAUGGCUACAACUACAGGAAAGUUCACAGUUAACAGUGCAUAG